GCAUGAGUUUUAUUAGACCAAUAUCCGACGCAAUUACAUUACGACACGACUCUCCUUCCGAUCUCGCGUUCCAAUUUUUGAAAUCUGAAUUUCGCCAAUUUUAGAGAUACGAUGGGAAUUCCGGCAGAAUUGAGGGAUUAUUGGGCACGCACAACCAGAAACUCGAUCCUGAUCGCUUCUCCGGCUGAAGAUGCAAAAAUUGCGCGAGCGAGAAAUUGCACGCAAGAAGGAGUUCGUGCGGGUUUCAAGGCGGCUUGCGUUGGAGCUGUUGCCAGUGCUGUGCCCACGUUGGCUGCAGUCCGUUUCAUUCCAUGGGCAAAGGCGAAUCUCAAUUACACAGCCCAGGCGUUGAUCAUAUCUGGAGCGUCGAUAGCUUCCUACUUCAUUACUGCUGACAAAACUAUCUUGGAGUGCGCCCGAAGAAAUACCCACUAUGAUAAAACAGCUUGAAAUCUUGGCCUGAUGCAUCACACCUGGUUCACCGAAUCAUGCAUUCCUUGAUGUUCUUCAGGAAGAUGUUGCAGCUACUUUUGUUUUUUUUUCUCCUUCAGUUGAGUGCUGAGACGAAUGCUCUUUCAUGCAGAAGUUAAAAUAGCGUGCUCCCACCCAGUCAAUCAAAUCAUUUCUGAAACUUAAUGUAGAAUUCUUAUGUGAUCAUGUUGCUUUGGAUGGAAAUAAAGUUUUGCAAAAUUUUGCGCCGCA
Molecule: messenger RNA, 702 nt
Organism: Tripterygium wilfordii
Lineage: Eukaryota; Viridiplantae; Streptophyta; Magnoliopsida; Celastrales; Celastraceae
Product: early nodulin-93-like
Exons: 4
Coding region: 112-450 (112 amino acids)
Source: RefSeq, a predicted model, not a curated record